AUGGGGCUUUCCGACCUCGGGGCGCUGCUGCUGCUGUUGUUGGCGGGGCUCCUGCCCCGGGCAGCGGCCGGGGACUCCGUCUUUCAGCCUUCAUUUAUCCAUAUGUCAGGGCCCAGAGUCAAUUCAUUUUUUCUUGGAAAUUCUUCAGGAGUUACUUUUUCUGUAAUUUUAAGUCCUGGAGAUGAAGAGACAGGAAAAUUGCAAGUUGCAAAUUGCAGUGGAAGUAAAAGAGCUGGUGAUUGGAAUUUGGAUGUAACACCUGGUAUGAACACUUCCAAAGUGACUGUAAGCUUGACCAGAAACCUGGAGUUGUGUUUGCCCAAUGCCACUGACUGCUGCCCCUCACCUCUCUGUGUGCUGGAAACACUCCAGGUUUUAGCUUGCCGUGGUUCAGUGAGGCUGGCACAGCUCCUGAUUCAAGCUGAAAUAUUUGCCAACUCUUCCUUUGCAGGAAAUGUCUCAGAAAACGCAACUAUCAUCCCAAACCAGGCCUUUCAGCCCUUAGGCUCUUGUCCUUGUAACUUAACAGCUGGAGCUUGUGAUGUUCGUUGUUGCUGUGAUCUGGAGUGUACACCAGACUUGAAGCAGUUAUUCAAUGGAUCAUGUUUCACUGGGGUGUUUGGUGGGGAUGUAAACCCACCUUUUGAUCAGCUGUGCUCUUCCCAGUCAAUGGAAUACACCCCUGAGUGGUUUCCCUUCCUUUGUGUACAGUCUUCUCUUGACAACACACCAUUUCUUGGCUAUUUUUAUCAUGGCUCUAUUUCUACACCCAAAGUUCCUGCAUUUACAAUCCCUUUACAAACUUCUCCUGGGAGACUUUUCACUGGUUACAGACAAGGAGAUCCAAUUAUAACUGAAGAAAAUGAAUAUUUUACCAUUCCCCAGCAGUCCCUGGCUGGGCAGUGUGUUGGGAACGCUCCCGUGGCGUAUCUCCAGGACUUUGAUGUCAAGUGCCUGACCAGUGUGGAGUCUUACGAGGAAGGCCUGCCCCACCAUGUGAGGAUAAACACUGGCACUGCAGACUUCAUCCAACAAAAUGUCACCUAUAGAACCAUCCCUGACAGGGGCAAAUUCAUCACUGAAAGGGAAAACCUUCAUCCUGCCGAGGUUCUGUGUCAAAAUGUAACUUUUGCAGAGCAUUAUACAUUCAUUUGCAAAGACAAGAACAUUGAGCAAGUAAAUGUCACAGUCUUCCUUGGAAGCUUGUGUGAUGGAGAAAUACUGACACAGAGAUUCACGGUUGAAUUUCUGAGUUUAAAGAGUACUAAUGGAGAAGAACUGCCUGAGAAUACAGGUUAUCAAGUUGGAAAACCAGUGAGAGCUGCGAAUAUAAAUGCUUCUGAUCCUCUUGGAACCCUAAACAUUUGGCAACCAGCUGGCAGAGGCUUAUGUGCAUCAGCAACUUACACACCAGUUUUAUUUGGAGUAGACUCCUACUCUGGGUGCAUUCUGGAAGUUGGGAUUAAUGAAGAUUGCAGCCUUUUAAGAGGAAAUGUAACUGAGAAAUUGAAUUCAUUAAUACAAGCUACUCACAUUGGAAAGAGGGACAAUUCCAGUUACAGUGAUCCAGAUGACUGGGUGGAAAUCAUACGUCUUGAUCCAUUUAAUUCUGAUACCAAUGUGAGCACUGGAAACUUAAAAGGCUUUUGUCCAGAUAUUCCUGCAAACCUGAAUAUUCACAUAAUGUUUGCUGAAGUGGGAGCAGUGCAAGGGAUUCCCCAGCAACAGAUUCUUGCUGUGCAGAUCAGUUACUCAACAGUCCUAUGGCAGUUCCAGUGUGGGCUGAGCUGUGGAAACAGCCUCAGCUUCCUGCCCAUCACAGCUUCUGUUCAGUUCAUUAAAGUCCCAGCUCAGCCACCCGUUCGAAAGACAAGAUACCACAGGAUUUAUGUGGAAUUUGACUGCAAUCAAAAUGACGUGUGCUUGCAACAACUGUUUUAUCCACUGACACGGUUUUACACAGGAGAACCAUAUUCCCAGUGUCUUGCUAAAGGCCUGCUAUUGGCAUUUCUUGUUUUACUUGCAGUAAUUAUGAGCAACCCUUGGUUUUCUAAAUUAUGGAACAGAUAGGUAAAAAUUUAUAUAAACAUUUAAAAAUACAUAAAAUCAGUACUUUUACAGUGCACAGAAAAUGGCUGUGUUAUUUAAACCAAAAGUAGUAAAUUAUUUUUAAGCUCCAGACUCUGUGUUUGGAGCAGCAGAGUGCAGAGUUGACUUCAAGAGGGUGGCAAGUUCAGCCCAGAG
Messenger RNA from Manacus vitellinus (golden-collared manakin), 2244 nucleotides. RefSeq names its product tectonic family member 2 (gene TCTN2). Gene Ontology annotation, cellular component: MKS complex. NCBI's taxonomy places the organism in Eukaryota, Metazoa, Chordata, Aves, Passeriformes, Pipridae. The record is from RefSeq and is a predicted model, not a curated record. Gene Ontology annotation, biological process: smoothened signaling pathway; cilium assembly; protein localization to ciliary transition zone.